Molecule: messenger RNA, 1653 nt
Organism: Pyricularia pennisetigena
Lineage: Eukaryota; Fungi; Ascomycota; Sordariomycetes; Magnaporthales; Pyriculariaceae
Exons: 6
Coding region: 1-1653 (550 amino acids)
Biological process (GO): transmembrane transport; carbohydrate transport
Cellular component (GO): membrane
Molecular function (GO): carbohydrate:proton symporter activity
Source: RefSeq, a predicted model, not a curated record
AUGGGUGUCCCAGAGAUCGAGAAUCAGGCAGACGCCAUCACCACGGUCAAGCCCGUGGUCGCUGUCGGUGAUGGCCACACGGCCAAAGCCGAGGGCUCCAAGGCCAAGGUCGUGCACAACGCCGAGUUCUUCGCCGCCGUGCAAGAGGCCAACAUCCCCCGUUGGAGCAAGGAGUCCAUCAAGCUCUACUUUGCCAUCUUUGUCGCAUUCUGCUGUGCUUGUGCCAAUGGCUACGAUGGCUCGCUCAUGACCUCGAUUCUCGACAUGGACCACUUUCAGAACGUCUUUGACGCUGGCAAGACAGGUGUCAAGGUCUCGCUCAUCUUCUCCAUGUACACCGUCGGUAGCAUCGUUGGUGCUCCGUUCGCUGCUGUUCUCACCGACAAGUAUGGCAGGAGGAAGGGAAUGUUCUGCGGCGGAGUUGUUAUCAUUCUUGGCAUGAUCAUCAUUUCCACUUCUCGCACCGUUGCUCAGUUUGUCAUUGGCCGAUUUGUUCUGGGAUUUGGCAUUGCCAUCAUGACCAUCGCCGCACCCGCCUAUGCCGUCGAGAUCGCCCCGCCACACUGGCGAGGACGUGCGACGGGAUUGUAUAACUGUGGCUGGUUUGGCGGAAGUAUUCCCGCCGCGGCCGUAACCUUUGGCACCAACACCAUUGAUGGGGACUUGUCGUGGCAGUUGCCCUUGAUCUUGCAAGCGUUUGCCUGCUUGAUUGUCAUGGUUGGAGUGUUCUUCAUCCCCGAGUCCCCAAGAUGGCUCAUGACCCAAGGCCGGGAGAGUGAAGCGGUUGAAUUCCUGGUCAAGUACCACGGCAACAACAACCGCGAGUCCCGCAUUGUGCUGCUCGAAAUUGAGGAGAUGAGAGAAGGCAUCAGGCAGGACGGUAUUGACAAGGUCUGGUGGGACUACCGUCCUCUGUUCUUCACGCACUCUGGCCGCUGGCGUAUGGCCCAAGUCCUCAUGAUCAGCAUUUUCGGUCAGUUCUCGGGCAACGGCCUGGGAUACUUCAACACCGUCAUCUUCCAGAACAUUGGCGUCAACACAGUAUCGCAGCGUCUGGGCUACAACCUGCUCAACUCGGUCCUUUCGGCCAUUGGCGCCCUGACAGCCGUGUGCUUCACUGACCGCAUGCCCAGGAGAACCGUCCUGAUCUACGGAACUAUGGCCUGCUCCUUUGCCCUGGCCAUCAACUCGGGUCUUUCCGCCGCUCUCGACAACCAGGGAGAAAACAUCAUUCUAUCCUACGCCCAGGGUGCUCUCGCCUCAUACUUUAUGUUCAACAUCAUCUUCAGCUUUACCUACACGCCUCUCCAGGGCGCUAUUCCCACGGAAGCGCUCGAGACGACCAUCCGCGCCAAGGGUUUGGCCAUGUCCGGUAUCAUCGUGUCAACUAUCGGUUUUAUCAACCAAUUUUGCACGCCGAUUGCGCUCGGCAACAUCGGAUACAGAUACAUCUUCAUCUUUGUCGGAUGGGAUCUUUUUGAGGCCCUCAUGUGGUAUCUGUUUGGAGUCGAAUCCCAAGGCCGCACUCUGGAGCAGCUCGAAUGGGUUUACAACCAGCCCAACCCAGUCAAGGCAUCACUCAAGGUGGACAAGGUCGUGGUGCAGUCAGAUGGCAAGGUCACCGAGAAGAUCGCGGACACGGACAGCGCUUGA